CAAAUACUACUUGCCGCUGCCCGCAAGCUCAGCUGCCGAGCUUCCGCGACAAGUUACUGUCCGGCACGCUGUCCAGGGCCUUCUUUACGCCUCUUGUCAUUGUACAAUUUGCUGCCUGAAUACAUAUCGAGACUUAUUUGUCGCCUUCUGUAACAAUAGCCUACGGACAAGCACUGGUCCUUUCAAAAGUGUCACUGCUCACACCUGGCGGCCCCUGGUCCUAGUCGUGUUGCCCAAAUGGGGCAUAUAGGCCUCUUGCUGCUGGCUCUGGCGCUUCUCGUUGUGGCGCCAGGGGCGCUGUCGCAGUCGUCUCCUUAUGACUACGUCUCCUCGCGGACAGACAUGACAUUCAUGAAGAAAUGCAUUGAUAACCUGCUGCCAAAAAACAAGCAGCCUUGGACCGCGACGCAGAACAAGGCCCUGACCAUGUUCCUGGUCACGGACGAGGGCUUCCGCACCACCUUCAGCGGCCUCAACAUCCGGACGACUCUGGGCACUGACCCCGAGAGGUUCUGCACUGUCGUCACCAAGAAGAUGAACAACACUCGUAACGCCAUCUUCAAGUACCACGUCCUGGCGGCCAAUCUGGGCGCCCGCACCCGCGCCCAGCUGCCCGGCAACUGCCCCGUGGGCCCUGACGGCCUGCCCGGCUGCCCCUACAACACCCAGGCGGGUGGCAAGAACCUGCUUGACGUGAUCACUGUGGCUGAGGCUGACGACGUGGUGGGCACUGAUAAGACCUACCUGAUUGGUGGCGUGGACGCCAACUACGCCGACUACGUCAAGUUCCCCAACGGCACCAACGACUACGACCGGGCCGUCAAGGGCCGGAUUCUGCACACCAUCAACGCGCUGCUGGUGCCGACUCGCUACGUGCCCAUUCCUAAGUCGCCCUCGCCUUCGCCCGCGCCCAAGCCGGCGCCGAAGCCGGCGCCCACGCCCUCCCCCGCGUCGUCGCCUGGCCCGGUCAUCUCAUCUUCUCCCUCUCCUCCCCCUCCCCCGUCACCCCCUCCCCCGUCACCUCCCCCUCCCUCGCCCCCUCCCCCAUCUCCCCCACCGCCCUCGCCUCCUCCGCCCAAUCCGCCUCCCCCGAACCCGCCCCCUCCCCCUGGCAUCGCCUCUCCCCCUCCCCCUCCCUCCCCUGCUCCUUCGCCAAACCCCCCCAGCCCCCGCCCCCCUCCCUCCCCUUACGCCGGCUUCAAGUCCAUCUACGACUUCCUCAGCCAGCGUGUGGCGGACCUGUCGCGUGUCAAGGCAUCUGUGGACGCCGCGGAUCUCUUCCUGCAGCUCAGCGACCCCUCCCUCGCCUGGACCUGCUUCUUCCCCGAUGACGACUCCGCCGACUGGAACCAGCUGUGGGCGGGCGUGUACGGCGAGGGCCGCAACAUCCUGCAGCAGACGCAGUACGUCAACCAGUGCUGGGACAGCGUCCGGGCGGGCGCACUCACCAACCCCAAGUGCCCCAACGCCACGCGCGAGUACGUGGGCGUGAUGCAGAACGUGUACCUGCAGUCCUGCAGCCCCUCGGCCCCGCUGGUCAGCACGGACGUGUGGGCCAACCGCGCCAACCUCUCCACCGUGGCGCCCUACAGCGGCCUCACCACCUGGCGCAUGGGCCCCAACCCCGCCAACGCCUCCACCACCCUGUGGGUCACCACCGUGUUCGACCCCUUCCCGAUGCCCAACUCCGGACUGCUGCUGCCCAACGUCCUCAACGCACAGGGCGUGGUCGCGAUCCGCAAGCGCGACAACCUCGUCGCCAACAGCAUGGUGCAGGUCAUAAGCUCAUUCCUUGGCGAUUACGCCGCCGCGCCGCCGCCGCCGCCGCCGCCCUCGCCUGCGCCGCCCAGCCCCGCGCCGCCGCCGCAGGCCUUCGCCACCAUCUCCACCGCCCUGCUCGGCCAGAACGCGCUGUCCGUCACGCGCCAGGUCAUCACGCUCUACAACCUGACACAGCGUGUGAACGCGCUCGCCGACACCACCUGCUACUUCCCCAGCAACCAGGCCUGGGCGCUGUUCGCCGCCAACGGCAACGACCAGGGCGCCUUCAUCUCCGUGGCCGCCAACGGCACCUUCACGCCGCUGUCCCGCCACCGCCGCAGCCUGCUGCAAUCGCAGCCGCUGCCUCAACACGUCACCGCCAUCCGCUUCUGCGCGCUAGGCUUCUGCGCCACAGCCGACCUCACCACCGCCGGCGCCUCCGGCGCAGCCGCGCAGGCGCGCCGCUCGCUCGCCAUGGGCCCCAACCCCUUCAACGGCAGUCGCUUCGCCGACACGUUGACCUGGAACGUCACGUUGGAGCCGGCGGACUCGUACAACCGGGCCAUCAUGCGCAACGUGAUCCUGCAGAGCUGCUACAACCCGCCCAGUGCGGCUGGCAGCCAGAACGCGGGCGCCAACGCGGUGCGCAGGCUGGUCGAUACGGAUGAGUUCGCCUGGGAGACGGCGCUGGGCUGGGGCUCCUCCACCGGCAUCGUGGUGCAGAAGACGCCGUACACGGGCCCCUGCGGCAACAACGUGACCGUCAGCGGCGUGGCCACCAGCGGCGCCCUCACCAACCUGCCCAAUGUGGACCUGGAGGCGCUGGGCUACUGCACCCAGUGCGCCCAGUCCGACCCCGCCACCGGCCUCUACGCCGGCUGCGCCUUCACCGUCUACUCCAUCGCCACCGGCGGCGCCUCCGGCUUCGACCCCAACCCCACCAACACCAGCGCAUCAGUGAUCACCGGCCUCGGCUACAGCCGCGCCCGCAGCCCCGUGGCCUACUGGGUGCCCCACGACAUCGUGGUCGGCACCUACGACGCGCCCAAGGGCUACAUCCAGCUGCUGGACCGCCUGGUCCUGUCGCCGCGCCUGCCUCCUCCUCCCCCCUCGCCCCUGCCCCCCAGCCCGCCGCCGGCGCCCUUCCCGCCGCCGCCCUUCACCGGCCUGCGGCCGCUGCUGGAGGGCAACUCCAACUUCAACGACUGCGCCGCCAAGCUGUUCGCCGCCACCAACUACUACCCGUACGUGGAGCAGUUCGACACCUCGGGCUGGACGCUGUUCAUCCCCACCGACGACGGCUGCCAGCUGGGCCUGCAGACCUACGACUCCACGACCUACAGCGGAACCCUGGCGCAGAACAUCGCGACCGCCAUCGCCAACGGCUACGCGCGCUCGCUGGUCAAGAACAUGUUUGUGGUGAACGCCUACCUGUCCUCGGGGGCAAUCAACAACUUCACCUCCGCCGUGACCGAUCAGGGUCUGUUCGGCAACAGCGCUAUCGGCACCAACACGCUCAUCUUCCGCAAGACCGGCGCCAUCUCGCUGUUCCAGAGGUACCCCGGCAGCAGCGGCGCCUUCCCCGGCGGCUUCCCUCAAAUGACCGCUGACGUUUUGAUCGCCGACAUCCCCGUGCAGCGCAACCCCAACGCCCUGGGCGGCGUGGGCCUGGCCGGCUACGUCCACAUGACCAGCAUGCUGCUCACGCCCUACCUGGUCGCCCAGUCGCCUCCUCCCUCGCCCGCUCCCCCGCUGCCUCCUCCGUCGCCCCCUCUGCCGCCGCCGCCCACCGCCUUCCCCAACGGCCUCCAGGACUACCUCAACGCCAACCCCGAGCUGUCGAUCCUCAACACUCUGCUGUCCUGCACCAACAGCACCACGACAAUCCAGAACCUGCUCAACCAGGGCGCCCAGUACACGCUCCUGGCGCCUACCGACACCGCCUUCUCCAACUACCUCAACUCUGCCGGCAUCGGAGGCAACUGGCGCGACGUGCUGUGCAACACCACAAAUGGCCGGGCCGCUCAGACCGCCGACCUGCUCAACGCACACUUCAUCGCAGGCGUUUACUUUGGCGUAAACAUCACCGCCAACAACAACACGGCUGCCAACCUGUACACAUACGCUUUCAACGCGAGCUACAAGAUCCAGAUCCUCAACCUGAACGGCUUGUACACCGUGCGCCAGCAGAUGCCCAUCACCAGCCAGACCUUCGUGUCCGGCAAGUACGACAACGCCAUCAACGGCACCGCCGCCGUGGCGCACAUGAUCACCGCUGUCCUGGCCCUGCCCGUGCCCUUCCCUCCCCCGCCUCCUCCUCCCCCUCCCCCGGGCAACGGCCCCGCCGGCGCUGCCGCCGUCUCGGUCUACGUUGGUCUGCGCAACGAGCCCGAGGCUGCCCUGUUCGUCAACCUGGUGGACAAGUUCAACCUCACCCUGCCCAGCGGCGUGUCCACUCCCGCCACCGCCUACCUCAACACACCCGACACUGUGGCCACGGUGCUGGUGCCCUCGGUCAACGCCGUGAACGCCUUCCUGGGCCGCGUGUCCUUCGCCGGCACCCCCAUGAGCUACGCCGACUGCAUCGCUCCCUCGGGCACGCCUCAGCAGGUGGCGGCUAAGCUCGCGGUCUGCGGCGGCAUCGUGCAGUUCGCGGUGCUGCCCGGCACGCAGUUCCUGCCCUCCUUCACCGCAGCCGACUACACGCUCAACCCGCCCAUCGUGGCGGACGGCACCUUCAAGUACAUCCUCAUCGGCAACAACACCGGCGCCGGCUCCUCCGCGACCAAGAUUGCCUACCGCCUGGACACCAGCACCAACCCCAUCGUCACCACCAGCCUGGCCUUCCAGACCACCACCUCGCCGCCCUGCAGCGGCCUGGCCGUCACCUCCAAGGGCCCCAUCCCCGCCGGCGUGCCCAACUUCCUGACCAAGCAGCAGGGCAUGAUCUACGUCAUCAGCCAGGUGCUGUUCCCACAGGAGAUUUAUAACAGCGCCAUUGCCGGCAGCGGCGCCACCUAUGCCGGUUGCCCGCCGUAACACGUACGCCGCGAGCUUGGUAGCUUGUACACGAGCGUAAAGCUUAUGUAUGUAGUAAUGAAGCCACAACGCGAGCACGUACGUUGAGUAUACUUGAUAGUAGUAUGCGGACUGUGUGUUAGGAGUAACACGAGAUAGGGAAGACGCAGACGGUGCAUGCAACGACUCUGUGUUCAAAGCAACAAAACGGGGUGUGUGUUUGUGUGUUUGGAUAGGCGGCGCUACACGUGGCGCCACGCAUGUGUCGCCAUGUCGCCCUCAGUCUCAGGAGCCUGUGAGGCCGGCUCGAUGGUUGUGGGGAGAUCAGUCGAGGGGGCGUGGGAAGCCGGACCCGCUUGCUGUAUGGCUGUUCCCACACACCCACAUGCAAGCAUAAGAAUGCAAACCGAACGCGCACAGCCCUCCCGCAUUGAUGUUGACAAGAAGGGACAGUCCGACCAAUGAUGGUGCACCGUAUUUAUGCCAUGAGGUACCAUACGGUGUGUGUGCGAUGGGACAGCGUGUGUUUAAGUUGCGUGGCAGUGCUGGCAGUUGGCUGGCAAGACCACUCGUGGAACGUGUAUGGGCCGCUGCAGCAUAUCGCCUUGUCGCUUUGCGCUUUUGCUGAUGUGGGCCUACCGCCCACGGGCGCCUUUUUGUCUGCAUUGUGUAAAUGGGGCAGAUCCAUGGAAGAAGCGGCUUGUUGAGAUGCAGUGGAGACACCUAGGGAGACACCAAAAGGCACCAGACGGACGCAAUGCCGGCGGUUCUGAUGGGAGCGGAACGGAGGGGAUGAGGGAACGGUAGAGAUGGUGUGCAUGGCGGCAGCCGCAUUGAUUCUUGAUUAGUGGUAGAUACCGUUGGAGUGCUGGAUAAUUAGCUGCUCCCGUCGUUCCCGCCAAUGCCUGAUGCCCGCCGGACUUAUAAAGCAAAGUGUGUAUCACGUUUUCACGCAGCAAGGUC
Molecule: messenger RNA, 5742 nt
Organism: Chlamydomonas reinhardtii
Lineage: Eukaryota; Viridiplantae; Chlorophyta; Chlorophyceae; Chlamydomonadales; Chlamydomonadaceae
Exons: 8
Coding region: 238-4800 (1520 amino acids)
Cellular component (GO): nucleus
Molecular function (GO): transcription corepressor activity
Source: RefSeq, a predicted model, not a curated record